UUUUACAUUGCAGUUUAUAUUACCACAUUUACUUUUUAUUUGGUGUCCUUGAAAUGUUGAAAGAGAAAAAGAAAAAAGUGUUCAAGCUUAAGAAAAUACCGCGGAUAUUACUCAAAAAGCAAAACAAUAACAAUGCAUACAAAGAUCUCGAAGAAUACAAUGAUCACAGAUAUAGAAUUCAUACAGCAAAACCCAAAGUGGAUGAUAAGGCUGCUGCUUUUAAUUUUAUGGAAUCGUUGAACAAAAGAAGGGCCCUAGAUGAUGCCCUUGCACAAAGGCAAAUUGAUCAAGAAAAUAAAAAACUACUAAUAAGACUUUACACUAUUGACAAGCUAGGUGGGGCACAAAAUCAAUCCCAUGCUUGCAUGCAAUACAGUAAGAUUGAACAAUUUCAACAGCAUUACAAGAAGAUCUAUAUCCAAAACUUAAAAUUGUAUGAAAGAAUUAAAAACGCCAAAUCAAUCUAUGGCCAUAAGGAAAUGCGAAUCGAGUGGCAAAAAGAGAAGAAAGCCAUUGACCACAUAUCCCUGUAUGCGACAUUAGAUUCCAUAAAGAAACGAACUGAAGAUGAAAAGUUGCUAUCGAUGCCUUCAGUUUGCCAAGACUUAUUGUUGUUAGACAGCAUUCAGAAUAAACUUUAUGCAUAUCUCGAAUUUAGCAUCAAGGGAGGCAAAAAGCUGGGAAAGGUUUAUGUGCAACUAUAUCAAGAUGUCGUUCCGGUAACUGUGCAAAACUUUUACGAAAUAUGCUCCGCCAGAAAUAAAUUCGGCUACACAUAUAAACACUGCAAGGUCCACCAGAUAAAAAAAGGAUAUUAUCUUGAAACGGGUGACAUAACACAUGGCACGGGAAGGGGAGGUUCGUCCAUUUACGGCAAAAAUUUUACUGAAGAGAACCACAUUUUGAAACAUACAAAGCCGGGAGUUCUGUCUGCGUCUAGGAUCAAAUUCAACGAGAAUAAUUCGAAAUUUAUAAUUACCUUUAAUCCAAUGGAGUCGUUGGAUAGAAAAAACGUUGUCUUUGGAUGCAUCUAUAAGGGGUUGGACGUUUUACGUGUAAUGGAGGGCUAUGCAAGGAAAAUAGGCAAACCGAUUGUGGACAUUAUUAUAUCGGACUGUAAUGUGAUUGAACAAUUUUCAAUGAAUUCCACUGUAUAGAUUUUAAAUACUACUAAUAAACUAUUUU
Molecule: messenger RNA, 1185 nt
Organism: Aethina tumida (small hive beetle)
Lineage: Eukaryota; Metazoa; Arthropoda; Insecta; Coleoptera; Nitidulidae
Exons: 1
Coding region: 54-1157 (367 amino acids)
Biological process (GO): protein peptidyl-prolyl isomerization
Molecular function (GO): peptidyl-prolyl cis-trans isomerase activity
Source: RefSeq, a predicted model, not a curated record